GAUCAGCUGAGCCACUUUCGGAGUUGUCUGUGUGGAAGCAGGUUGAAUGCACUUCUUUCAUCCUUUCAUCGUCUUCAUUCUCUUCAGGAUUUGACUUUACUUGCACUCCGUUUGGACCGCACGAUGUGGAUCCAGGUCCGUCUCAUGGACGGCAGCAAGUCUGCUCGGUUUGAUGGGCUUAGCAAGCUGACUAAGAUUGAGCAACUUAGGGAGAAAAUCGCUGAAGAAUUUGAAGUGGAGACUGAGCGGCAGCGUUUGUUCUACCGUGGAAAGCAGCUGGAAGAUGGCCAUACACUGUUCGACUACAGCGUCGGCUUGAACGAGAUCAUCCAGCUGAUGAUCCGCAAAGUGCUGCCUGUAGCGACACUGGCAUCGCCCUCCAAUGGCGACUCGUCCACAAGCGACGAGGUCAAGGACGAGCCAAUGGAUGCAGCAGGCGAGGAAGCAAAGGAGGAGGAAAUCGAAGGUGCCAUGUUCAAGGUUGGUGAUCAGGUCGACGCACGCGAUCUGCGCUGUGGAGCGUGGUUCGAAGCGAAAAUCCAGCGUGUCACCCGCGGCAAUGGCCAAUCGACCGCAUCGCAAGGCGAAACGUCGUCGGAUUCUAGUUCAACGACGGAGUCCGCCGCCACGGCUAACGGUGGUGACAGUGCCGACAUCUUUUACCAUGUACACUUCGACGGCUACGAUGACCAUGAAGUUGCAGCGCUAUCGUUAGAUAAUGUUCGACCGAAAGCGGCCAGAUCGGUGGACAUCGCUAAUCUUAAAGUUGGCGAGCGGUACAUGGUGAACUACAACAGUGAUACGCCGAAGGAUCGUGGCGAGUGGUACGACGCAGAAGUCAUCAGCAAGGAUGCCGCAGCAAAGCGUGUUGUUGUCCGACUGCUUCUAGGGAACGGCGUCGAAGGCGAAGAAGUACAGCUCGUUCACUUGGAUAUUUUCCAGAUCGAGAAGAACGGAGAAUCAGCCAACGGCGAUGGUGACAAAAGAAAUAAUGCUCCCGACUGCCGAUGGUGCAAGGAUGUUCCGACGCGCAAGUGCAAGCAUUGCGCAUGUGCCGAGUGCGGUGGUAAAGACGCGCCGGACAAACAGAUAUUGUGUGAUGAGUGUGACAGCGCUUUCCACUUGUGGUGCUUGAACCCGCCAUUGGAGGAGCUGCCAGAGGAAGAAGAAUGGUAUUGUCCCGACUGCAAGAAUGAUGAGAACGAGGUGAUCAAAGCCGGUGAAAAAAUGCGUGUCAGUAAGAAGAAGUCAAAGAUGGCUUCUAAUCAGGGCUCAUGCACGCGCGACUGGGGCAAGGGCAUGGCAUGCGUUGGUCGCACCAAAGUCUGCACCAUUGUACCGCCCAAUCACUUCGGCUCCAUACCAGGCGUGCCCGUCGGGUCGCUGUGGCGCUUCAGAGUCCAGGUCAGUGAAGCAGGUGUCCAUCGGCCACACGUAUCUGGUAUUGCAGGCCGCUCCGAGGAGGGAGCAUUCUCGCUGGUGCUCGCCGGUGGCUAUGAAGACGACAAGGAUGAUGGUGUCGAGUUCUUCUACACUGGCAGUGGUGGCCGUGACUUGUCCGGUAACAAGAGAGAAGCAAAGCAGAGCUCUGACCAGCAGCUGACCCUCAUGAACAAAGCCCUUGCCAAGAACUGUGAUGCUACUGUCAACGACAAGAGCGGUGGCUCAGCAAAGGACUGGAAGAAGGGCAGGCCAGUCCGCGUUGUUCGCAGCGCGAAGGGCAAGAAGCACUCAAAGUACGCGCCGGACGAAGGCUGCCGCUAUGACGGCCUCUACAAGAUCGUCAAGUACUGGCCGGAGAAGGGCGCAGCUGGCUUCAAAGUCUGGCGCUACCUGCUCCGCCGUGAUGACCCGUCUCCAGCACCGUGGACCACGGAAGGCAAGAAGAACAUCAAGAAGCUUGGCUUGACGCUGCAGUACCCCGAGGGUUAUUUGGAGAGCCAAGCGCAGAAGGAGCAGGAGAAGGAAGCCAAGAAGAAGCGCAAACGUUCUGAAGCCGCUGCUGGGGACGAUGAAGAAAAGUCAGCCACGCCUGCCAAGAAGAAGAAGAAGGUGGCCGAGUCCGCAGCCGCAGCAACCAAGACGACGACACCCAGCAAGACGUCUCCCAGUAAGACCUCCGGACCCGUCUACCAUCUUGAGAAAGAAGAGCGCGAUCUGAUCAAGAAGGAUGCGACGAACAAGAAGCUGUGGGACGGUUUGCUGAAGGGCAAGGAAGAGGACCUGUUGAAGCGUGUUGAGGAGGCGUUCAUGUGCAUCUGCUGUCAGGACCUGGUGUAUAUGCCGGUCACCACUGUAUGCAAACAUAGCGUCUGCAAGUCAUGCUUGCAACGCUCAUUCAAAGCGGAAGUCUACUGCUGCCCUGCAUGUCGCGGGGACUUGGACCGCAAGAUGUCGCUGGCCGUCAAUGGAGAGCUGUCCACGGUACUCACGUCCCUAUUCCCCGGCUACGGAGCGGGUCGGUAACUGGUGCUCUCAACUCUUCUCCGACUGGACAGCUUGUUUUUAUGCUUCAACUUUUUAUCCAUCUCUUGUUUUACCCGUUGCACCAAAUCUUCUUACACGUAGCAUGAGUUGCGGGUAGCGCUCUUGGCUCAUGCUUUUGAUUUUUACUCCUCUCACCGCUUAGCAAGACCCGUGACAAGACUGACUAGUGGAUAUAUGCAAGUCUCAUCCACAUUUUACGUGAUAAUACUCCUCUAGGACUAAUAAUGGAUUUGUCUUCUCUCCCUCUCUCUUGUGCUGAGAUAUCAACCGUUUCCAAGUAGAUAUGUGUUUUGUGUUCUUUUUCGUCCUUUGUUUGAAAGUUUUUCUUCUUCUUACUUUUUGGUGAUCUUCUGACAGAGUUAGAGGGUAGGUAGGAUGUCGUUCGUAUUGUUUCAUUGUGAUAUUCGGAACUGUGGUUGAAAUUCAUCAUUGCUUGUGCAGCAUUGUGCCGGCGGUAGCUUCUUGAUCUGCUGUUGUUUUUAGAAUUUUGAGGUGGUCUGUGUGCCCUCCUCAUAUCAAUAUCUCUGUGUAUGUGUACAUGCUGCAGGCUACUGUCCCAUGCAAACAAUGCAUAUUCAUCUGCGUCCUCCUGUGUUCAUGGCAAUAAUCAUUGAUUGUCGUUUA
Molecule: messenger RNA, 3111 nt
Organism: Sycon ciliatum
Lineage: Eukaryota; Metazoa; Porifera; Calcarea; Leucosolenida; Sycettidae
Product: E3 ubiquitin-protein ligase UHRF1-like
Exons: 21
Coding region: 124-2466 (780 amino acids)
Biological process (GO): negative regulation of gene expression via chromosomal CpG island methylation; protein ubiquitination
Molecular function (GO): protein binding; ubiquitin protein ligase activity
Source: RefSeq, a predicted model, not a curated record